AUGAUUGAUUUCGAAUCACUACUCGAAUUUGAAGAGUGUUUAAGUCAAGAGAGUACUAGCCUUGAUAAUUCAUCAAUCUUGAAUAACUUAGAAAACAAGAUCGAUCAUCUAACAUUCAAAGAAGAAGAGGAAGAUCAGAGUGACUUUUUCUCCACCAGCUCCACAACAACCUCAUCCACUAACUUGUCGACGCGCUCCUCAUUAGAAGAAAUCAUUGCAUCCUACGACAUUACUCAAGAUGAAUUCGCCACUUGUUUCAAGUGCGGCACAAACUUGUCAGUCACUACAACUAACCAUAAAUCGUGUUGUCAAUCAACAAUCGACCGUACUCUGACAAUUGCAUCCAACUUGGAGUCAUUAUACUGGACAAGUUUCAUUGAUAAUCCUACUAGGACAAUCAACACAUUACCAUUUUAUACCGAGUUGGUUUUGAAACAAGGUAUACCCAAUUGUAUUCGGUCACAUGUAUGGCAAAAAUUAUUCUUGCUCAACUAUGACUCGAUCCCUAAAUCAAUCAAGUUGGUGUAUGUCAAUUUCCAGCAUUCGUAUAGUUUGGAAGUAUCACAACAGAUUGAAAAAGAUUUGACGAGAACGUUCCCCACGGUGGGGUUUUUCCAAAACCAAACAACGAUUGAUGACUUGUCAACAAUUCUCAACGUUUAUGCCAACUAUGAUUUAGAAUUGGGCUAUUGCCAGGGUUUGUUGUUCCUCGUUGGGGUAUUGUAUCACCACUUGCAAUCGUGCGAAUUGACAUUUUAUGCAUUGACAACAAUCAUGGAAACUGAAUUGGAGCUACAUGAUAUAUUCACAGCAGAGCAUAUGUCAAAUACGUUAAACUUGUGGUUUUAUCAAUUCAGCCACAUUCUCAAAACGGUUGAUUUGCAAUUGUAUAAUCAUUUGGCUACUUGCCAAGUCAAUAUGCAAACAUUCUUGUUCCAAUGGUGGUUAUCUUUUAUGUCGUCGCAUACUGCCGACUUGUCGAUUAUCAAUCGUGUGAUGGAUCUUUGUCAAUUUCAAGGAUGGAAAAUAGGAAUGAUGAAGAUUAGUUUGGGGUUAUUGAUUGUUAAUAAACCCAUUUUGAUGACUUUGGAACUGAGCGAUGAAGAAGUUGUUUAUCAACAUUUGCUUAAUGAAUCAAAAUGGGGCAAUGUUGCCAAUGAUUUGGAUUUAUUUUUUGGCGAUUUGUUGUUUUCUUGGAGUGAUGAAUUGUUUAUGAAUCCACCACAACCAGCGCACAAUGUGGACUUGAGCGUUGCUUCCACGACAAAACCCCGUGUUUCAACACCUUCAUCCUCAUUACUAAAUACGUUCAAGUCACUUUCGUUGAAUUUGAAACAAAAGUCACCGGUCAAGCCAUCAAGCAGUACACAUAGGUCGCCUUAUACUGGCUUAUCUCGUGAACGGUCAAGUACCACUACUUCAAACAACUCGGGAAUCAACAACUCAAUGAUAACAUCGACAACGUCAGUAUUUUCAACAUCUACACAUGCCCCCAAUCUAAACAAGAACCUGGAAUUAGAUUCUAUCUAUUCCGAUGUCAGUGAAGUCAGUAGUCAGCAAAGUGGAAAUGACAUCAAGUCAUUUACCGAUUACUUGAAAUUGCCCUCUUUUGGACCCAACAUUCACAAACGCAAUGACACAGGGGACAAUUUGAGUGGCAGUAAUAGUAGUAGUAGUAGUAAUAGCAGAGAAUCGUUGUUGAUGAAUGAGAAUGAGGCGUUAAAGUACCUACUCAAACAGGCGUAUGCUACAUUGGGCAAGGAUGGCGUUGAAAAGGAAGAAACUGAUACGUUGAGGCUGCAAAUUGAGAAAAUGGUUAUGUAG
This is a messenger RNA of Lodderomyces margitis, 1824 nucleotides long. Its product is annotated as TBC domain-containing protein. The transcript has a single exon. NCBI's taxonomy places the organism in Eukaryota, Fungi, Ascomycota, Pichiomycetes, Serinales, Debaryomycetaceae. The coding region runs from base 1 to 1824 and encodes 607 amino acids. The record is from RefSeq and is a predicted model, not a curated record.